ACGCACAAUUUUCGAAAUUUUUAUGGAAUAAAUUUUCGAUAAAUUUUCAGUAUCUCACCGCAGGAGGCGUUAGUAUCGACCGCGAGAGCAAAAGAAAUUUCCUGUGUCAGGGCGGAAAAAGGAGUGAAAAACCUUGGAAAAAAGUUGUGCAAUUGACCAUGGCGUCUCAGAGGAAGAUCGACGAGGGUCACGAGCACGUCCGCCAGGCAGAGAAGAGUCUCAAGACGGGACUCCUCAAGUGGAAACCCGAUUAUGAUGUCGCAGCUGACGAAUACAACAAAGCAGGUGUGGCAUUUCGUGUGGCGAAGGAUUUGAAAAUGAGUCAAAAGUGCUUCAUGAAGUGUGCAGAGAAUUACAAGUUAAAUCGUUCGUGGUAUCAUGCAGCCAAAGCGCUGGAAUCAGCUGUGCAGCCCAUGAAGGAAAUGGGUCUGUAUGAGGAUAUUCCGGGAGUUAUUGAGGAAGCGGCGAGUCUCUAUCAACAACACGGAUCGCCCGAGGCAGCAAUCACAGCUCUGGAUAAGUGUUCGAAAUUGCUAGAGAGCAGUUCACCCGAUGUGGCUAUUGCCUUGUUGACCAAGGCUGUGGACAUCAUCAUGAUUGAGGAUUCCACGCGUCAGGGAAUUGAGUAUCUGAGUCGUUUGGCACGGAUGAUGGUUAAGUAUGAGUUCUAUGACGAAGCCACAGACAUUAUCCGGAGGGAGAUUAUUCUGAAUCAGCAAACGGAGUCCUUUGGUGCCAUUGGGCGGCUCGCUGUGGUCUUGGUGCUCGUUCAGCUGGCUCGAGCUGAUUAUGUGGCAGCUGAAAAGGCAUUCAAGGAGUGGGGUAACUUCUGUGAACCAUCUGAAAUUCAGACACUCGAGAUGCUGCUGCAAGGAUUCGAUGACGAAGAUCCAGAUUUAGCUCGUCGUGCCCUAAUGGCUCCCUUUAUUCGUCACAUGGAUGUUGAAUAUUCUAAACUGGCCAGGGAUUUAAAAUUGCCAAGUGGACUUUCCACAGCUCCAAAAGCCAGUGUCAUUGAAAAUGCAGCAGCGUCCUAUAAAUCUCCAAAUGCUCCACCAGGAGAGGAGAGCGGUAGGAGUUUUCCCAGUUCGGACGACAUCGAAGAAGGUGGAUUGUGUUAGUGGGAGAAAAUGCGAUUUCCGAUGGGCUUUCCCUUCAAAUUUCUCUCUCUGUAUCUCUCAACGACUCCUCCGGAUUUGGCGCGUUUUCGGCUGAAGAAAUCUACCAAGCAAAGCUUUCACUCUUAUCUCACCAAAAUAUCCAAUAACGGUAUGCAUUUUCUUAUCUCUUUUAAUCAUUUUUUACUAUUAUUUUUAUUUUUGAGAAGGAUUUAUUGAGAAUGCCGGGAGUUUGGGAAUAUUUGGGAAUAAGGAGACUGUUCUGGGGAAUAGUAUUAUCAUUCCUUUCAGAGAAUUAUUGUGUUAGAGAAUAAACUUUAUUUUCUGUUUUUAAUUAUUCUUCAUUCUCGAAGAAUUUGGCCUCAGUUUUUUUUUUAAAUAAUAUUUUUAUUUUAUGCAUGCUUAACGCACAAUAACUUUUGUUUUGUAAACAUGUUUUUGACAUUUCAAUGAGAGUGAAUGAAACAGAGAUCUAGUUAUCUUGUUUUCUCUGAAAGGAAAUUUUGAAAACAUAUUUACAAACAAAAGUUAUUAUGCGUUGGCAUAAUGCCCAGCACACAAUAUUUUUUGUUUGUAAACAUGUUUUCAAAAUUUCCCAUGAGAAUGAGCGAGAUGACUAGAUCUAGAUCUCACUCACUCUCACUGAAAUGUCAAAAACAUGUUUACUAAACAAAAGUAAUUGUGCGUUGUGCAUUAGAGUAUUUAAUUAUCUUCUUGUGAUAGAAAGCGUGGUUUUUGAUUUUUCAACCUCGUACAAAUUAAAUAUAGUUUCUCGGAAUGGAAGGAAACAGUAAAAAACAAAAUCACAUGUCCACAAUGUAAAUACAAUUAACAAAAAAAAUAAAAUAAAAAUAGAGUUGAAUGAUAACAAAGAGAAAAAAAUACAAGAUUUAAAAUAGAAAAAUAUAUUUUCGCUUAAAGUGGAUAACUUUAUUGAUGAAAUAAUUCCAAUUUAAGACAUAUUUAAACGUUGAAAGCAAAAGAAAUAUAUAAAAUUAUUCACACCUCAAAAAGUGUCAGUGUGUAACGUUGUAAUCUAAUUAUGAAAAUCUUAAUAAUAAAGAAAGAACAAAAAGAAAAAAAAAA
Molecule: messenger RNA, 2204 nt
Organism: Phlebotomus papatasi
Lineage: Eukaryota; Metazoa; Arthropoda; Insecta; Diptera; Psychodidae
Gene: gammaSnap1
Product: gamma-soluble NSF attachment protein
Exons: 3
Coding region: 159-1121 (320 amino acids)
Biological process (GO): intracellular protein transport
Cellular component (GO): SNARE complex; vacuolar membrane
Molecular function (GO): syntaxin binding; soluble NSF attachment protein activity
Source: RefSeq, a predicted model, not a curated record